AUGGCGAAGCCGGAUGUUGAGAUUCCAAGUGAAAUGCUUGCGGUUCAAGUGGUCAAGGUGAAGAGAAUAUGCCAUUGCGAAAGAGGAACAUAUAGCACUGACUUGUAUCCAGUAUGCAUCACGCCGGCCAUCAACAAAAUCCCUACGCCCUCUCCGGCCAAACUCGGGCCGCACGACAUGCUGCUUCGCACGGCGGUUGCCUCUCUGUGUCAUACAGACUUGAUGGUGCUAGACGGCGUCUUCCACACUCCGCUGCCCAUUACCAUGUCACUCGAGGGCACAGCCGUGGUUGUCGCCACGGGGGCAUCGGUCACGAACUUCAAAAUCGGCGACCGUGUCAUGUCGGGUAUUCCACUGCACCAACGUGGCAGGUGCGAGCACUGCAACCCUCCUGACGGCAAGGAUUGGGAUCAGACCACGAACGGAGCCACCGUCAUCAUCACGGAUGAGGCAUUCGCGGAGUUUCACGUCGUCGAUGCUCUGACGAGUUGUCACGUUCCGGACGACGUAAGUUUCAUAACUGCCGCGCCGCUCCCCUGUGCCGGGGUCACCGUCUACCGUGCUGUGUUGGUCAGUGAGGUCAAGGAGGGCGGAUGGCUUGCCAUCGUGGGCGCGGGAGGAGGCUUAGGACAUUUUGGCGUGCAGUUUGCAAAGGCGAGGGACAUCAACGUGAUUGCAAGGGCCAUGGGCGCACACCAUGUAUUGGACGCUCGCGAAGGCAAGGCAGCCAUCGUGGAAAAAGUCAAGGCCCUGACAAACGUCAACGGCGUGGAAGUCACCGUCAACGUGAGUGAUCAUCCUUCCACCGCGGCUCUCUCUGCUGCAAUGACUCGCAUGCACGGCACAGUUGUCCAGGCAGCUCAGCCAGAAGAGAUCAUUGUGCCGUUCCAGGAUGUCGUGCUGCGAGACGUCACGAUCAAAGGUACUAUGCUCGGAGGUCGCGACUUGAGCCAGGAGAUGUUGGACUUCGUGGUCCGGCAUCACAUUAAAGACUCAAGUUUUCUAUGGCCUUGA
Messenger RNA from Rhinocladiella mackenziei CBS 650.93, 1014 nucleotides. RefSeq lists its product as uncharacterized. The transcript has a single exon. Gene Ontology annotation, molecular function: oxidoreductase activity. The coding region runs from base 1 to 1014 and encodes 337 amino acids. The record is from RefSeq and is a predicted model, not a curated record. Lineage: Eukaryota; Fungi; Ascomycota; Eurotiomycetes; Chaetothyriales; Herpotrichiellaceae.